Messenger RNA from Ixodes scapularis (black-legged tick), 813 nucleotides. RefSeq lists its product as uncharacterized. Lineage: Eukaryota; Metazoa; Arthropoda; Arachnida; Ixodida; Ixodidae. The record is from RefSeq and is a predicted model, not a curated record. Gene Ontology annotation, molecular function: nucleic acid binding; zinc ion binding. The transcript has a single exon. Bases 49 to 813 code for a protein of 254 amino acids.
AAAGUGCCAGGCUUUGUCGACGUUGAGUCCACCACGCUGGUGGUGCGGAUGACGCUGAAGGAGGGCGUUUCCCUGGAAAGCCUCCCACACCAGCUGCGGAUCUGCGGGAGGAAUGUCCUGGUCGUCGCCCCUGGUCGUGCGCUGAUCUGCCUCCGGUGCCACCGAGCGGGGCACAUACGCCGAGACUGCAGGGUGCCCCGAUGUAACCAGUGCCAGGCCUUCGGACACGAGGCCUCGUCGUGCGUAAAGACGUACGCCCGCGUCACUGGCAACAACAUCGCCGUGGCGUCGUACGACACAGAGUGCAUGGACGUGUUCGAGGCCGAGAGAGCAGCAACAACGACGACGCCGACAGACCAGCAAACCCAGGGCGGGCCCGCAGAGAACGUAGGAGUCUGUGAUGAGGCGAAACCAAGACCUUCGCCCGGGGCAUCAAAAGACAAGGCGGCCCCCGAGGUAGUCGAAGAGCUCGGGUCCGAAACGGUGACGGACUCUCCAGACGUCCCAGCGGCAACCGCCGUGCCGUGGAACGAUGACGGCAAGAACCGUGUCGACGAAGACGUCGGGACGAAAGUUCAUGACGAAGUCAAGGUCAAGGGUGACGACGGCGGCACGCCCGAGGAGGGCGAAGGUGGCGUCGACGGCAGGCUCAGGGACGCAGAGACCGGAGCGGCGACGCGACGGCACGAAGGCGUAAGCUCCAAGAUCGCCGACAGGGAACUGCGACGCCUCGAGCGCGAGUGGGUUGGCAACGGGGGACUUAACCGUGAACGGUCGAGGUCUCGCCAGCGCAGGGAGGAGCAAUUGAAGUGA